CAUUGGCCGAGAUCGACGGGGCGCAGCAACCCCAUUGGCCGGGCUCGACGGCGCGCGGGCGCAGGCGGGGGCGCGACGACCCAUUGGCCGAGGGCGGCGGGAGCGGCGCGGCGGUGCUUAGUACGCGGCGGCCGCCAUGCUGCGCCUCGCGGCCAACUUGGUGGCCUUCUUUUGGAGGAAGGCGGACGGCCCGAGGGAGGAGGCGGGGCCGCCGGGGCCCGACCUCGCGGAAGGUGACAGCAAGUUGAAAACCGUCCAGGGCGUUGUCACAAGGUACUGCAGCGAUUAUGGGAUGAUCGAUGAUCUGAUCUACUUCUCCAGUGAGGCUGUGACUAGCAACGUGCUUCUGAAUGUUGGACAGGAAGUUAUUGCAGUUGUGGAAGAAAAUCACGUGUCGAAUGGACUGAAAGCCAUCAGGGUGGAAGCUGUCUCUGAUAAAUGGGAAGAUGACAGCAGAAACCUCAGCCAAGGGCCGGCAGGCUCCAGUCCCCGAGUGCUGAUUGGCUGCGUGACUUCCUUGAUGGAAGGGGCUGGCUACAUCAGUCAGACCACAUACUUCUCUCUGGAGAACGUUUGUGAAGGUUUCCAGCCCUGCAAGGGAGACUGGGUGGAGGCUGAGUAUUGGAUACGGCCAGGCACGUGGAGCAGCGAGGCCAUCUCAGUGAAGCCACUGAGGUACAAGCGUGUGGACAGGGUCUGCAUUUCCAGCCUCUGUGGAAGGAAUGGUGUGAUAGACGACAGUAUCUUUUUCACCUUGGACUCUCUGAACCUUCCAGAAGGAUAUAUCCCUCGAAGAUACGACGUGGUCAGUGCUGUGGUGGUGGAGAGCAGCCAGUCGUGCUAUGUCUGGAGAGCCCUCUGCAUGACUCCAGUGAAAAGGCGAGACUCCCCUGCUGGCGAAGAGGCUGCCGCUGAGUCCUGUGGAGCCCUUUUAUUGAAAAACAAAGGUGAUAUUGAAGUCACAAGGAUGACAAAUUUUGGAACUCUAAAAGAAGGAGGAAGCAAAAAUAUGGUGAUCUGGAUAGAGAAUAAAGGAGAUGUUCCUCAAAACUUAGUCAGCUGCAAACUGGCUGGCUGGGAUAAAGCAAAACAAUUCAGAUUUCAAAUGCUGGAUAAAGACCAAACUUGCCCCGUGGCGUCUAUUGUUUCUGUUCCUGAGAAGGAGAAGAAUUUUUCGGAUGAAAAUGUUAACUCAUUAGAUAGCUACAGAAAAAACAAAACCUAUCAGACGGAGAACAGUCUGGUGAACAGCAGAGAAGUCUCCCCAGAUAACUGUGCCUGUAAAGGAGAGAAUGGAGAAGAAGAAAAGAGUAUAUCAAGGAAGCAGGUGACAGAAGCUGGUGGACUCAUCCCUCCAGGUGGCAGAACCCUGGUUGUGAUUGUAUGUGACGCAAAGAAUUCUGGCCGCUGCAAGGAGCUCCUUCUGCUUUGCUUCUCUAAUUUCAUAAUCGGGCGAGUCCUUGAAGUGAAUGUUGUAAGUGGAGAGGAGUCACUGAUAGCUGUCCGAGAACCAUUUUCAUGGAAAAAGUCUAAAAGUUCCCAAGCAUUAGCUUCCGCCAAAACUACAGUGGUGGUAACCACACAGAAAAGGAACUCAAGACGACAACUUCCAAGUUUCCUUCCACACUAUCCAAUACCAGAUAGACUUAAAAAAUGUGUAGAACAAAAAAUCGACAUACUGACCUUUCAGCCGUUGCUCGCAGAGCUUUUGAAGAUGUCAAACUACAAGGAGAAAUUUUCAACUUUGCUUUGGCUUGAGGAAAUUCAUGCAGAAAUGGAACUGAAAGAGUAUAAUAUGAGUGGAGUCACCUUGAAAAGAAAUGGGGAUUUUCUGGUUCUGGAGGUUCCAGGAUUAGCUGAAAGUAGGCCUUCUCUGUAUGCAGGUGAUAAACUGAUUUUAAAAACUCAAGAGUACAAUGGACAUGUCAUUGAAUACAUCGGCUACGUGAUUGAGAUUCAUGAAGAAGAUGUAACUCUUAAACUUAAUACAGAAUUUGAACAAGCGUAUAACUUUGAACCUAUGGAUGUGGAAUUUACAUAUAGUAGGACCACAAGCAGACGGUGUCACUUUGCACUUGAACAAGUCAUCCGCUUAGGUGUGAAAGUGUUGUUUCCAGAAGAAAUCAUUUUACAGUCUCCCCAAGUGACUGGGAAUUGGAACCUCACACAAGACACCAAAACUGAUGGACAGUCUACCACCAAGAAUAGGAAAGCCAUGAAGGACCAAACUAAGCAUACAACAAAGGAGAGGAGGACUGGUGCCCAGGGCACGCCGGGGCCGGCAGCCUUGGCUGCAGAGACAAGUAGUCUGGUAAAUGAAGUUCAUAUCCCUAAAGUGGGAGAGAAGGAAUUUUUCAAUCCAGUGCUCAAUGAAAAUCAGAAGUUAGCAGUUAGAAGAAUUCUGAGUGGCGACUGCCGCCCACUGCCAUAUAUUCUUUUCGGACCUCCUGGAACUGGGAAGACAGUGACGAUAAUAGAGGCCGUUUUACAGAUGUACUACACUUUGCCAGACAGUCGGAUUUUGGUCUGUGCGCCCUCCAACAGCGCUGCUGACCUUGUGUGUUUGCGGCUACACGAGAGCCAGGUGCUGCGGCCAGGCGCCAUGGUCCGUGUGAACGCCACCUGCAGGUUCGAGGAGACCAUCAUCGAUGCCAUCAAACCGUAUUGCAAAGACGGAGAAGACAUCUGGAAAGCCUCGCGCUUCAGGAUCAUCAUCACAACAUGCAGCAGCUCCGGGCUCUUCUACCAGAUAGGGGUGAGAGUCGGACACUUCACACACGUGUUUGUGGAUGAAGCAGGUCAAGCAAGUGAGCCAGAAUGCCUGAUUCCUCUGGGGCUGAUUUCAGACAUCAGUGGCCAGAUUAUCCUUGCUGGAGACCCCAUGCAGCUCGGACCGGUCAUCAAGUCCAGACUUGCCAUGGCCUAUGGGCUGAACGUUUCUAUGUUGGAAAGACUGAUGUCCCGACCAGCGUAUAUGAGAGAUGAAAACGCUUUUGGUGCCUGUGGUGCCUACAACCCCUUGCUGAAAUGUCUUGUGCUGACAUUGGCCGUGGACUUGCUGCCUGCUCUCUGCUCGCAGGUUACGAAGCUCGUGAAGAACUACAGAUCCCACUCGGCUCUGCUUGCACUGCCGUCCAGACUGUUCUACCACAGGGAGCUCGAAGUCUGUGCCGACCCCAAGGUGGUGACCUCCUUGCUGGGCUGGGAGAAGUUACCAAAGAAAGGCUUCCCCCUCAUCUUUCACGGCGUGAGGGGCAACGAAGCUCGUGAAGGGAGAAGCCCAUCGUGGUUCAACCCGGCUGAAGCUGUCCAGGUCAUGCGCUACUGCUGCCUCCUAGCCAGGAGCGCCUCGAGCCAGGUGUCUGCCAGUGACAUCGGUGUGAUCACACCCUACCGGAAGCAGGUGGAGAAAAUCAAAAUUCUUUUGAGAAAUGUUGAUCUGAUGGAUAUAAAGGUUGGCUCAGUAGAGGAGUUUCAAGGGCAAGAAUGUUUGGUUAUCAUCAUCUCAACUGUACGGUCAAAUGAAGAUAGUUUUGAAGAUGAUCGAUAUUUUUUGGGUUUCUUGUCCAACUCAAAAAGAUUUAAUGUUGCAAUCACCAGACCCAAAGCCUUGCUGAUUGUGCUGGGAAAUCCUUACGUUCUCGUCAGAGAUCCCUGCUUUGGUGCUUUGCUGGAAUACAGCAUCACAAACGGGGUUUACACGGGUUGCAACCUACCUCCUGAGCUGCAGUCCCUGCAAGACUGUGGCUAGGUACAGCCUGCCCUUCCCUACCCACCAGAGCCAGGACCCGCAGAACGGGAGAUGACUGCAUCCGGAGCCCCCUGUUGACGAGGGAUGGCCAGUGACGCCAUGCACCACACCCUGAGGAGCUGCUGUCCCUGUGCCGUGGCCUGCCUUGUCUCACGGUCUAGGCCACAAGUGUGGGGGCCACUGGGUCUGAUGGAGCCUGCUCACGCUGCCAUCAGCUCUGCAUGUCAGCCUGUUCCUGCCACUGGGUAGUUACUGCAACCCAUCACCAAAAUAAAUGCUCUAGUGGGACACCCACAUGGCUUUCCACCUUGA
This is a messenger RNA of Equus caballus (horse), 4063 nucleotides long. The record is from RefSeq and is a predicted model, not a curated record. NCBI's taxonomy places the organism in Eukaryota, Metazoa, Chordata, Mammalia, Perissodactyla, Equidae.